This is a messenger RNA of Suillus clintonianus, 1245 nucleotides long. RefSeq lists its product as uncharacterized. NCBI's taxonomy places the organism in Eukaryota, Fungi, Basidiomycota, Agaricomycetes, Boletales, Suillaceae. The record is from RefSeq and is a predicted model, not a curated record. The transcript has 5 exons. The coding region runs from base 240 to 1082 and encodes 280 amino acids.
UCAAUACGAACGCACCUAAACCUCUCAGGAAGAGCAGCAACGUCAACAAGGGUAAGGCGAAGGAACUCGGUAACAACCAGGUGUUGCUUCCGUCCUCGUCUCCAGUCACUCCCGACACCACAUCGUGUGUAAGUGGUUUUUCGCAGAUUUGCGAGUUCGUUCCCGACACUCGGCCGAAGUUUGUGAGUUUGGGAUGUAUCCCCGAUGGCUCGGGAAGAGAUUCGUCGCCGAAGUAUAUUAUGGAAACACCAGAUGGAAGAAAGGAGUGGAUAACAUUCGUGCAGAAGUGGAUGAAGAAUAACUCUCGGCCUCCCUUGGACUUGAAACAGCCCAGUGUCGAUUCGUUCCUGAGCGUGAAUGCUACGUGGGACAACUCUAUCGAAGACCAGAUACAGUCCUGGUCUCGUAUACAGGAGGAGUCAGACCUGGUACCUGCAAAGCCAACAUCGCCGCGUUUCGACCGCCCGCCACCUCUACGCCUGGGGAUGCUUCCUCCGUUCAAAGUGCCACCUCGAUCAAUGACUGUCGGGAGCUACCUGCCUACUCCUGCCGAGUCAGUGUCUUCUACAGAUGAUGACAGUACAUCAGAGGGCCCACAGCAUGGCCGUAAUACAUCUUUCGUCGGUUCAGCUCGUGAUCGGCGUCCAGCACUGUUUGGAAAGAAGAGUCUCCCCGACCUCCGUGCAGCCAACGUGAGUGAUGGUGUCGACAAGCAGGCUAUCAGGGGGGCAGACAAAGGAGUGGUCUCACCUGAUCCACAGUUGCAGUACAAGCUUUCCAUGCCCUCACCUCUCUCACACCGUCAAGACUCAUCAUCAUCUUCUGACGGUUCUUCGCAUUUCAAAAGCCGUAAGGCCUACACUCAAACACCUCCUACAUCUGCAUCUGCAACCUCUGGCGAUCCUCCGUGGCCAGUUCCCGAAGUCGAACGACAUGCAUACUUCAAACGUCUCUCUGCGCUUCCUGCCAAUGUGCGCACGGUCGCUGUUUUUCUCUGUUUCGCAGGUGUAUCAGGCACUUUCAUAUUACACCACUUACACCAACGACCGGCUACUCUCAUCUGUACUGAAGAAAGUCACUGACCCAGCGUUUACUUACAUGAUGCAGUUGAACGGUGCCCUCGAUCGGUCUGACGCCAUUUGGAAGAAAACGACACCCCCUCCUUCACUCUGCAGUGCCGAGCGCUUGUGGAAAGCAAUAGAGACACCGCGGCCAUGUUUGGCAAAGCUAUUGGGAUGAUGUCAC